Molecule: messenger RNA, 1989 nt
Organism: Epinephelus lanceolatus (giant grouper)
Lineage: Eukaryota; Metazoa; Chordata; Actinopteri; Perciformes; Serranidae
Product: monoacylglycerol lipase ABHD2
Biological process (GO): steroid hormone receptor signaling pathway; medium-chain fatty acid catabolic process; acylglycerol catabolic process
Cellular component (GO): sperm flagellum; sperm plasma membrane
Molecular function (GO): acetylesterase activity; monoacylglycerol lipase activity
Source: RefSeq, a predicted model, not a curated record
AACAGACGGUGUUCACAGACUGACCUCCGCUCCGGGCGGAUCCGACCAGAACCGGGACUGACUACCGAAACCCGCGAUGCACUGAGUGAGUAUCACCCAGCAAAGAGGAGGGAGCACGACCACUGUAUUUUCCUCGAAGUCAGACAACAAGGUGGGUCCUCUCCUGUGUCCACAAUGACCACCCUCGAGGACGGUGACAUGAACACCUUCGGCCCAGAGCUGCCGGCCAUGUUUGAUGGUGUGAAGCUGGCAGCGGUGGCGACUGUGCUCUACAUCAUCGUCCGCUGUCUGAACUUGAAGAGUACCACAGCAGCACCAGAGAUCAUCCACCAGGAUACACUGCUCAACCGUUACCUGCUUAAAUCCUGCCCACUGCUGUCCAAAGAAUACAUUCCUCCCCUGUUGUGGGGCAAGAGUGGACAUGUCCAGACGGUCCUGUAUGGCAAGAUGGGGCGUGUCAACACUCCAACGCCCUGCGGGGUCCGCAAGUUUCUCCCCAUGCCGGAUGGGGCCACGGCGACCUUUGAUCUUUUUGAACCUCGUGGAGACCACAGCACAGGAGAUGACAUUACCAUGGUAAUCUGCCCUGGGAUCGGUAACCAUAGCGAGAAGAACUACAUUCGGACCUUUGUGGAUCACUCCCAGAGGCAGGGUUACCGCUGCGCCGUCCUCAACCACCUGGGAGCCCUGCCCAACGUGGAGCUCACCUCGCCGCGCAUGUUCACCUACGGCUGUACCUGGGAGUAUGCGGCCAUGGUGGGCGCCAUCAAACGAGCUUUUCCUCAGACACAACUGGUGGUUGUGGGCUUCAGUCUGGGGGGAAACAUCGUCUGUAAGUUCCUGGGUGAGAACAGAUCCAACCAGGACCGAGUGCUGUGCUGUAUCACUGUCUGUCAGGGUUACAGCGCGCUCAGGGCCCAGGAAACAUUCCUUCAGUGGGAUCAGUGCCGGAGGCUCUACAACUUUGUGCUGGCGGACAACAUGAAGAAGCUCAUCCUGUCACACAGGAGCACUUUGCUCAGCCUGAACUCCAGCCACAUCAGUGAAGCAGACGUAAGCAGACUGUACGCAGCCACGUCCCUGACGCAGAUCGACGACAGCAUCAUGAGAAAAUUUCACGGCUACAACUCGUUGAAGGAGUACUACGAGCAGGAGAGCUGUGUGCACUACAUCAAGAACGUCACCGUCCCUCUCCUGCUGGUCAACUCCUCAGACGACCCACUCAUUCAUCAUUCAUUGCUGGAUAUUCCACGCACACUUGCAGAAAAGAUGCCCAAUUUGAUAUUCGUCUUGACCCAACACGGAGGCCACCUUGGCUUCUUUGAGGGAGCCAUGCUGUUCCCUCAGCCCCUCACCUGGAUGGACAAGAUCAUAGUUGAGUACACCGACUCCAUCUGCCACUGGGAGAAGAACCGACCGGCCUGCCAGAGGAGCAGCCACCAGGACAUGAACUCCUCCUGCCUGCAGAGCACAGGGGCGACAGUCAGUGGGUAACAUACUGUACACAGACGUCUGGAGACAAAACAACAGACUAAAACUACAAAGUCUUGUAUUAACUCCUGCAUUGCUGUGCUAAUGGCUUUACGGUUUAGUAAAUAAUUCUGGGAAAAGUAGGAAAUCACUGAUUGGAUAAGAAGAAGCUGAGUGGAAGUGGGUAACACCAAGCUAUACACUGAAACCCACAUUAGACACCUGUAACAAGACCCCAUGGUGAACUGGUUCUUCCUCUUGUUCCCAGUUAACCUCCAGUGUAACACGAGUUCACCCUCUGCAGGUUUUUGGCAGCUGCUGCUUCUUGAGUCUGGAAAGCAGUGUGAUAUAAUUAGUGGGGGACAUACUGAUAUCAGAGAAUGAAUGUGACCUUUGACCUGCAUGUAGAAAGAAGAGAAAUGUUUGUUUUUCUACUUGAAUUAAAACUGAAAACUUUCCUACAAAACUUAAAUAUAAAGUCAGAUUUGGCAGCUAAAAUAAAUUAAAUCAUUCUCAAAA